GUGUAUUAUUUCCCCCUGAAACGUGGAUAGCACGCAUGUCAUCGGGGCCACUACUACUGUAGUGAAAUCCAUACGCCAUGAUAAACAGUUUCAAAGAGAAAAUUGGCGAGGUUUUAUUACCUGGAGAUGUCUUUACGUUUGAACCGCCUGCUCCGGAGACCAACUUGAAGCCCGAAAAAGUGGUCUGUGGCCCGGGAUUACGACGGGACGGAGAUGAUGUGCGCGUGUGUAAAUGUGGCGUCCUACGACACAAAACUCCAAAUGUGUUUUGGAUAGACUCGCAGCAGAAAAGGUAUGUACCGGUGAAAGGGGAGACGGUCAUUGGCGUGGUGACAGCCAAAUCCGGAGACAUCUUUAAGGUGGACGUGGGCGGUAGCGAGCUUGCCUCCCUGUCCUACUUGGCCUUCGAAGGGGCCACCAAGCGGAACCGACCCAACGUACAGGUGGGGGACUUGGUGUUUGCCCAGUUUAUCAUUGCUAAUAAGGACAUGGAGCCAGAGCUGGUGUGUAUCGACAGCUGCGGUCGAGCCAACGGGAUGGGCGUCUUUGGAGAAGGAGGCUUCCUCUUCUGCGUGUCACUGGGACUCGUGCGCAGGUUGCUGGCGCCUCAGAGUGAGAUCGUGGCGGACCUGUCGGGUCUGUUUCCGUGUGAGUUGGUGGUGGGGAUGAACGGGCGGGUUUGGGUCAAGGCCAAGUCCACUCAGCAGACCCUCAUCCUGGCCAACCUGCUGGAGAGCAGCGAGAACAUGACCGCCACGCAGAGACAGGCGCUGUUCAGGAGAGUGGCGGACGGAGCACUAUAGAGAGAGAGAGAGGGUGUGUGUGUGUGUGUGUGUGUGUGUGUGUGUGUGUGUGUGUGUGUGUGUGUGUGAGUGUGUGUGUG
Molecule: messenger RNA, 883 nt
Organism: Alosa alosa (allis shad)
Lineage: Eukaryota; Metazoa; Chordata; Actinopteri; Clupeiformes; Clupeidae
Gene: exosc3
Product: exosome component 3
Exons: 4
Coding region: 78-803 (241 amino acids)
Biological process (GO): TRAMP-dependent tRNA surveillance pathway; U4 snRNA 3'-end processing; CUT catabolic process
Cellular component (GO): cytoplasmic exosome (RNase complex); nuclear exosome (RNase complex)
Molecular function (GO): RNA binding
Source: RefSeq, a predicted model, not a curated record